Molossus molossus (Pallas's mastiff bat) is the source of this 270-nucleotide messenger RNA. RefSeq names its product non-histone chromosomal protein HMG-17-like. The record is from RefSeq and is a predicted model, not a curated record. Gene Ontology annotation, biological process: chromatin organization. Gene Ontology annotation, molecular function: nucleosomal DNA binding. Gene Ontology annotation, cellular component: chromatin; nucleus. Lineage: Eukaryota; Metazoa; Chordata; Mammalia; Chiroptera; Molossidae.
AUGUCCAAGAGAAAGGCUGAAGGGGAUGCUAAAGGAGAUAAAGUCAAGGUGAAAGGCGAACUACAGAGAAGAUGCGCCAGUUCAUCAGCGAAAACUGCACCUCCAAAAACAGAGCCGAAGCCUAAAAAGGCCCCUGCAAAGAAGGGAGAGAGGUUCAAAGGGAAAAGGGGGUAAGCUGAUGUUGGCAAGGAUGGUAAUAACCCUACAGAAAAAGGAGAGGCCAAAACAGACCAGGCACAGAAAGCCGAAGGUGUUGGAGAUGCCAAGUGA